Messenger RNA from Fusarium subglutinans, 1656 nucleotides. Its product is annotated as geranylgeranyl pyrophosphate synthetase. The transcript has a single exon. The coding region runs from base 1 to 1656 and encodes 551 amino acids. The record is from RefSeq and is a predicted model, not a curated record. NCBI's taxonomy places the organism in Eukaryota, Fungi, Ascomycota, Sordariomycetes, Hypocreales, Nectriaceae.
AUGACAUCUAGAACUGUUGCUGAGAUUAACAGGAGCGAUAUUGAAGACUGUAGCCCUUGCACCCCCGCAUCAAUCACCGACGUCAGACAUCUAUCGUCCUACAACUGGAUUGAAAGGCCUACUGCCACGAUCGCCGUCCCGGGGAGCCCACCUCGCUGGUCAGCCCCCAGGACCUCCAAGCAGCUCCAAAAGGAUUCGGGCUUAUAUUACAUAAACCAAAAUGAAGCUCGCUAUCCAGAAAGCUCACUAGAGCCUCUCUUCCGGGCUUUGUACCUUACACACCCUGCUUUCGAUGUCUGCUCUAUUGAUGUUGUAACCGAUCGAAACAACAUCCGCAAGCUACUGGCUUUCAUCAACUCUGACCUGGACCCUGGUAAUCUUGAGCCAUUUACUAUAGCGGUCGAGGUCAUCGGGACAACCGCGUUGUUUCUCCGAGAUGAGGCAGCGGUUACUAGGUAUAUCGCGCCAAAUGAGUUUCGUGGCUUUGGCCAUAAAUUCGAGGAAGAAUACACCGUCAACCAGGUCAAUGAUAGCACUGGUCACCAUAGGAUCAUCGCAUAUCGAUUUUGUGAUCUAGAAUUUGUUGUACGCUACGAAGCUGACGGAUACGUGGCCACUGAUCAGAUCGAGGGGCCUCAAGACGACCCUCUACUCGAUAGUAUGAGAGAUUUAUCGUUGUCCUCAGCUACCGGCGCCUCAAGCGUCAACCCUGUCCCAUCUAAACUGGUUAUCACGGGAGAAGGUCGAGUAGUGCCGCCAGAGUCAAUCCUUGAAAUCAAAACCCGAGCGAUUAGCAGACACUUGCCUAUAGAGGACGUUGCAGCCCAGCUCUGGGUAUCACAAACUUCAAAGCUCGUCCGAGCAUAUCAUUAUCGAGGGAAGUUUGAAGUACCACAAGUCGAGAACGUGGAAGCCCAGGUUAAGAGAUGGGAAGAGCUGAACCAGAAUGACCUGAAGCGUUUAGCGUCACUAAUCAAAACAAUAUCCAACUUGGCCAAGCAAUAUGGGGGGAAAGUUACUGUUAAAUAUGAUGGCGGAAGCAAAUUGUCACUCUACCAGUCCGAAAAGGGAGACAUGUUGCCUCACUUCCUGUAUUACAAAUGGGAAGAAAAUGGCAAUACACAAGCGAAGACAACAGCGAGCAAACAGGCAGAGGGAAUUUUGCCAGAUACGGUCGACCGGGGUCAAGGGAAGACCACUGAGAUGACCAAGGCAAGAUACGGCGAUGGAUCUUACUCCGAAAUGAUCAGCUACGGAGUUGAUAAUGGAUUUCGACAGUUCUUUCGCCGCAUGCCCAUGGAGCUCUCCCAGUAUCAUCUUCUUUGCGACACCCUCGAUUCUCUUGCUAUUGAUGUCACUGAAGGCCGCACCAUUCGUGACAUCAUGUACGACAUGAGGAAAGGUAAGGACGAUUGGGAUCCAGAAGAGGGAACAGAGAUCAGAGGACAAAAGGAUAUCGCGCGAGAUUCAGCCUUUCGACUUUUGUACAUGCUUAUGCAAUCUCACGUUGUAGACACCAACAUGGCGUACAAUGCGGUAUUAUUUGUGGUUUCACACCAUCGGAUCUUUCAGCCUAGGACUCGAAAAAUAGUAAGGGAGGCUUUAGAAGAAAACUAUCUAGUGUUAGCAAAACAGCAAGCAGGUCUAAAUAAGUAG